Trichechus manatus latirostris (Florida manatee) is the source of this 2499-nucleotide messenger RNA. It is a transcript of the gene POSTN, whose product is annotated as periostin. NCBI's taxonomy places the organism in Eukaryota, Metazoa, Chordata, Mammalia, Sirenia, Trichechidae. The transcript is spliced from 21 exons. The record is from RefSeq and is a predicted model, not a curated record. Gene Ontology annotation, cellular component: extracellular matrix. Gene Ontology annotation, biological process: cell adhesion; extracellular matrix organization. Gene Ontology annotation, molecular function: cell adhesion molecule binding.
AUGCUUCCUUUCUUACCCAUAUUUUCCCUAAUCUUGCUGUUUGUUUUCAACCCUGCAGAUGCCAAUGGUCAUUACGACAAGAUCUUGGCUCAUAGCCGUAUCAGGGGUCGGGAACAGGGCCCAAAUGUCUGUGCCCUUCAACAGAUUUUAGGCACCAAAAAGAAAUACUUCAGCACUUGUAGGAACUGGUAUCAAGGUGCCAUCUGUGGAAAGAAAACGACUGUGUUAUAUGAAUGUUGCCCUGGUUAUAUGAGGAUGGAAGGAAUGAAAGGCUGCCCAGCAGUUUUGCCUAUUGACCAUGUCUAUGGUACCCUGGGCAUCGUGGGGGCCACCACAACACAGCGCUACUCAGAUGUCUCCAAACUGAGGGAAGAGAUCGAAGGAAAGGGGUCCUUCACUUACUUUGCACCAAGUAAUGAGGCUUGGGAGAACUUGGAUUCGGAUACCCGGAGGGGUUUGGAGAGCAAUGUGAAUGUUGAAUUAUUGAAUGCUUUACAUAGCCACAUGGUUAAUAAGAGAAUGUUGACCAAGGACUUAAAAAAUGGCAUGAUUAUUCCUUCGAUGUAUAAUAACUUGGGGCUUUUCAUUAGCCAUUAUCCUAAUGGGGUUGUCACCGUUAACUGUGCUCGAAUCAUCCACGGGAACCAGAUUGCAACAAAUGGUGUUGUGCAUGUCAUUGACCGCGUCCUUACACAAAUCGGCACCUCCAUGCAAGACUUCAUCGAAGCAGAAGACGACCUCUCAUCUUUUAGGGCAGCUGCCAUCACGCUGGAUAUAUUGGAGACCCUUGGAAGAGAUGGUCACUUCACGCUCUUUGCUCCAACCAAUGAGGCUUUUGAGAAGCUCCCACGAGGGGUCUUAGAAAGGAUCAUGGGAGACAAAGUGGCUUCUGAAGGUACUGAACUGUCUUUCCCUCUGAGACGUCUCCCAGGAAGAGAAGGAAGGGAGAGCGAGAUGUCUAAUCACACUGAUGUUGCAAUAAAUAUAAUGUUAGAAAACAGCCAAGAGUUGAUCUACUCACUUUAUGAUGACGCUAAUCACACCGAUGACAUUGAUGGAGUGGUGAUGGUUUAUUUUACAGCCAAACAAGUUAUUGAGCUGGCUGGAAAGCAGCAAACCACUUUCACAGACCUUGUGGCCCAGUUAGGCUUGGCAUCUGCUCUGAGGCCGGAUGGUGAAUACACUUUGCUGGCGCCUGUGAAUAAUGCAUUUUCUGGUACGUUCUAGACUUCUUGUUCCUCUUCCUACGAGCUUUUACUUCUCCAUGGUCAUUUGCAGUAAGAAAUAAUAGACGUUUCACCAGGUGUUGAUAAGUUUCUGCAGAGGCUACACAUACAAUGUUAAGGAAAUGAGAGCAUGCUUCUUUCUUCCCCUUGCUAGGCCGUCUGCAUUGAAAAUUCAUGCAUGGUGAGAGGAAGCAAGCAAGGGAGAAAUGGUGCUAUUCACAUAUUCCGAGAGAUCAUCAAACCAGCAGAGAAAUCACUACACGAAAAAUUAAAACAGGAUAAACGCUUUAGCAUCUUCCUCAGCUUACUCGAAGCUGCAGACUUGAAAGAUCUUCUGACACAACCUGGGGACUGGACCUUAUUUGUGCCAACCAACGAUGCCUUUAAAGGAAUGACUAAUGAAGAGAAGGAAAUCCUGAUGCGGGAUAAAAAUGCUCUUCAAAACAUCAUUCUUUACCACUUGACACCAGGAGUUUUCAUUGGAAAGGGAUUCGAACCUGGUGUUACCAACAUUCUAAAGACCACUCAAGGAAGCAAAAUUUAUCUGAAAGGAGUAAACGAUACACUUCUGGUCAAUGAAUUGAAAUCCAGAGAAUCUGACAUCAUGACAACAAACGGUGUCAUUCAUGUUGUAGAUAAGCUCCUCUAUCCAGCAGACACACCGGUUGGAAAUGAUCAGCUGCUGGAAAUACUUAAUAAACUGAUCAAAUACAUCCAAAUUAAGUUUGUUCGUGGUAGUACCUUCAAAGAAAUCCCCAUGACUGUCUACACAACUAAAAUUAUAACCAAAGUUGUGGAACCAAAAAUUAAAGUGAUUCAAGGCAGUCUUCACCCUAUUGUCAAAACUGAAGGACCCACAAUAACAAAGCUCGGAACUGAAGAUAAGCCUGAAUUCAGACUGAUUACAGAAGGCAAAACAGUAACUGAAGUGAUUCACAGAGAGCCAAUUAUUAAAAAGUACACCAAAAUCAUUGACGGCAAGCCUGUGGAAAUAACUGAAAAAGAGACAAGGGAGGAACGAAUCAUCAAAGGUCCGGAAAUAAAAUACACUAGGAUCUCUGCUGGUGGCGGGGACACAGAAGACACUCUGAAGAAACUGCUGCAAGAAGAGGUCACCAAAGUCACCAAAUUCGUUGAAGGUGGUGAUGGUCAUUUAUCUGAAGAUGAAGAAAUCAAAAGACUGCUUCAGGGAGACACACCUGUGAGGAAAGUGCAAGCCAACAAGCGAGUCCAAGGAUCUAGAAGACGAUCAAGGGAAGGUCGUUCUCAGUGA